GUCUGACGUGGGGGUUGCAGACCCGCUGCUCCGUUCUCGCUCCCGUUGCGGGAGGAGGCGUUGGUGCUUUGUGCAGCCUCUCGGGGGCUGGCGCCGGCCUCGGUCCGUUCGCGAGCUGGGACCGCUCUGCGGACGUAACUGCCUCCGUGGGGCUCCCGGCCGUACGGGCGGCGCCGGGCGUCUCUUCAGGUUCCGGCGCCAACACUUCCCGCCGCCCGGCGUUAGCUGCCCGCAGCCAGAGGCUUGUGGGGCCCGCCGGUGUGGGCCACGGCAGCCCCGCCGCCAGCCCCCGCUCGCCCUGGUGGCUCUGCGUGCCCUUCUGUGCCCGCCUCAGCCCGCGCUGGCACGGGGGCCCGGUGGGGACCGUCCUUGUGCUACCCGCGUCCCGGUGGUGCCUCGUUAUUUCUGAAGCCCUCUUGAGUGCCGGAGGCUGGUAUACCUUAGCGUUAUGUGUGAUACAAAAGAAGCUAAAAUGCAGAUAACACCAGAAACUCCAGCACGAUUCACAGUCCUGAAUCCUUUUGAAAGUCCCAGUGAUUAUUAUACUCUUCAAGAGCAGAUUGUCUCCAGUCCUUCAGUCUUUAAAUCCACAAAAUCCUCAUCUUCACCAGGAAAAUUUAGAUGGUCUAUUGAUCAGCUUGCUCUCAUAGAUCCUGUGGAAAUUGACUCGGAAGAUGUUCGGCGUCAAGCAAUGUAUUUGAGUCAUGCUAGAAUUGAUAAGGAGACAGAAGACAGAAGACAAAAAGCCAUUGAGGAGUUUUUCACAAAAAGACUCAUAGUUCCUUCUCCUUGGACUGAACAUGAAGGCAAGCAAGUUUCUCAGUUUAAUUCUACUAAAUCCAUAGGUCUAAAUAACAUUUCUCCAAUUGGAAGACAGCUAAUGUUGCAGCCUGGGAAAAGCAAUGCUUCUUGUCAGACAGUACUGUCUUUGCCAGUGGACUUUAAUUUAGAGAAAAUACUAGGUGAAUAUUUUAGGACGGAUGAAUUUGCAGAUCAGUCUCAGGAAAAUCUGAGUUCUUCAUCACUUAGAAGAAAGCUGUUUUUAGAGGGAAACGCAAAUGUAUCUGAGUGUUUGUCCCCUUCUCUGCAUAGUUCAUGUAGUAGUCAGCCACUUGGAGUGCUUUGUUCAAUAGACAUAUCUCCAGUCCGGUGCAGAAGCCCUCUGGAAACAUCUAGUUCAGGUCAAUUUUCAUCAAGUCCUAUUCAGGGAGGAACAAGGGCUUAUAGUCUGGGAAGUAUAACCAGUCCCACAUUUCCAGAGGGGUCUCCUGCACAUAAUGGUUCUCCUACUUUUUCACCAAUUGCUUUUCACAUAAGAAAGACACCGCUGUCAGACCAAAGAAAAUUUACAUUUUGUUCUCCAGAUAUUCCUUCUUCCUCAAAUAGAAUGACACCCCCAAGCACAAGAAGUCCUUAUAUAGAUGGUUGUUCUCCAAUUAAAAAUUGUUCUCCUAUGAGGCUUGGAGCAUGUAGAGGAACUGCCCAGUAUCAGACUUCUGUCAUUAGAAUACCGAUUGCAGUUGAGAGUCACGGUGAGGAUGAGGAAGACAAGGAGAAUGCUUCUGCAGCAGAAGCUCGUUUCCCAGAAAUGGAUAAUGAAAUAAACUUAAGUCAGCAGGACGGCGAUACUUUUGCACGUGGUACACGUCUUGUGGUAGCAACUGUGUCUAUUGCACCAGAUCACUCAGAAGCUUGUCAUCAAAGGUUGUCAUCACUUCAGGAUAUAGAAGGCUCAAAGGAAAAUAAUACCGUAGAUAUGGCUGAUGCAGCUGAAGUGUUAGGAGAAAACACUUGGAUAAAAGAAACAAUUGGUAAUAGCAAUGCACCAAUGGCCAGCUUUAUGACCGGGAUUACUUUCAGUAUUGAAAACUCUCGCAUGUGUGUGUCACCUCUUGCAGAAAGCAGUGCAAUUCCUUGUGACAACAGUAGUAUUCAGGUUGACAGUGGUUAUAAUACACAGACUUGUGGAAGCUCCAUUAUGGAUACUGCAGGGGCUGAAAACAGUUGCAGAGAAAAUGAUGUGAAUACUAAUGUGUUCCAGAAUAAAUCUCAGCUGCUUAGAACAAAGGAGUGUUCCAUUUUAAACCAGAAGGACAAUCAGUUGCCGAGAGCAACGUCUCCAGAGAAGCAAUCCUGUUUCCAGAAAGCAAAACCACAUAGUACAGUACUUGGUCAAAAUGCAACUUGUAACAUUUCUGUCUGGAAACAUAAAAAUGAAAAUCAAGUUCAGGGAUUUCACAAAAAUGUAAGGAUGGCCAGUCCCAGGAUACUGGAUGGAAGUUCUGCUUCCUGUUCUAUUCCACAACCCACUGAAAAGCUUGUACCAAAGUGAUAGACUGUGGCUGAUGAGUAGCUGUUGGCAGACUAAGCCUGAAACAUGAAACAAUUGGUCAGACCUAAAUUUGAAGGCAACUGACAUUUUUUAGGAAUCUCAAAAGAGGGGAGUUAUGAACAGAAUUGCAUAGCCUUAAAAAGAACCUGAAACUUCUAAGCAAGCGCUCUUAUGAAUAGAACAGUUCUUGGAAGUUUUUCAUUAAUAAUUCACCAGUGAAAGCUUUCUGAAAAAAUAUACUUAAAAAAUACCAUCAAUAAAGCAUCAUUUGGUUUUAGUUGUCACAUUGCAAAAAUAGUAAUAAUAAAGAAAAUUACUUUAGAUUUCUAACCAGCAAACAUGGCAUGCAUUAUUUUUACUUCCAUAGCAAUUAAAUAUUUUUGUAACACAUAUCAGAUUGACAGUAACUGAACCAAACAUCCAGAAUUUAUUUCACAGUCUUGAAACAGUGCCCUACUAAAAGCUGGAAAUAUACUGAAUUGGUAACUUUUAAGGAAUGAAUUUUUUUACAGUAGAGAAUGAACUCGGUCUUCUGGAAAAUGGAUUUAUUUAAUAGGUCCUUCAAAAUAUUUUUAGCUUUAGGUUGUAAGGUUUGUAGCUCAAAAGCAAGACAAAACUUGUCUUAUAUUUAAAAGUUAUUUAUGACUGCAUCUCUUCUGUUUCUCGUGAUAAAUCUAACAGUAAUCAAACUGAAAGGGUAAGUUUCAGAUUUCUGGACUGUACAAAGGAUUUAUUUUUGCAAGUGUGAUUAUUAAGCGAAGCAGGGUUGUCCAAAUUAUGAUGUGUUUCUGAACUGUUUGGCAUAUGUAUAAUUAAGAUUUAAUUUUUUAAAUUUUUCAUUCUUUUUAAUGAUCAAUGAUCAGAAAAGCAAUGGCUUAAAUAUUUGUGCCUUUUUAAAGUAUUUUCUUAAAGGCAAGGGAAAAGUAACAGCAGAAAUGGGUGAAUGUGAGAAUUAAGGAUCCUCCCAAAUUGCCUGUAUUUUCUGUCCUGUUUUAGUCUUCAGUUAGAUGGGAACUAUUUCUUUUAUGGAAGGAUGCAUAUUUUUUUAUUAUGUUUGUGUAAUUGUAUUGAAGAAACCUACUGUGCAAAUUAUUACUGUGCAAAAUCAUUUGACUGUUGUUUCUCCAGUUGUACUUAAUGCAUUGGUUGGAACACAUUGCACAAAAUGGUCAAUGUUUACAUUAAAUUAAUUACAGUAGUUUUAAUGAGAGUCCCUUUUAACAUGUAGAGGUGUAAACUGAGUAGUGAAACAGAAUAAAGGAGUUUCUUUCGUA
Messenger RNA from Falco peregrinus (peregrine falcon), 3606 nucleotides. It is a transcript of the gene BORA, whose product is annotated as BORA aurora kinase A activator. Lineage: Eukaryota; Metazoa; Chordata; Aves; Falconiformes; Falconidae. Gene Ontology annotation, biological process: regulation of mitotic spindle organization; activation of protein kinase activity; regulation of mitotic nuclear division. Bases 449 to 2332 code for a protein of 627 amino acids. Gene Ontology annotation, cellular component: cytoplasm; nucleus. The record is from RefSeq and is a predicted model, not a curated record. Gene Ontology annotation, molecular function: protein kinase binding. The transcript is spliced from 13 exons.